UGUAAUUCAUUAUUGCUUUUUUCUGUCAUGAAUUAAUUUCAUAGAAGAUGCUUUAGGAAGCUUAAUACCAAAGCCAUAACAUCUUUGUCAGAAUUAAUUAGCUGUUCACAAAGAUUCACAUACUCUGAACUUUGUUAAAAAUGUUUAUUAUUUUCAAAUUUUAAUAGCCUUGGUUGUAAGUGCAAAGCAAAAAAUCAAAGUAUAAGAUAGGCAACGGCAGUCAGGAAUAGAUCAAAAUUCCCCCUCCAUUAAUGCCACACCGGUAUUUUUCCACACAUUUCCCACUCAGAUCUGAAAUUUCUGGCAGGGAGGGGUGGGGGUGGUCAGCACUAUUUCCAUUUCACAGACAAAAUCAAGGUACAGAGAGUGCAAGGCUCAAUACUAUUGGCUAAACCAGUACCAGAAAUACAAUCCCCAUCACUCAGCUCUCAAGUCCAGGUGCUGGAAAUUCCCGUCUCCUUUCCUGUCGGUCAAAGGGCGGCAGCCAGUAAUGCCCGUGCCAGCUGAGCUCUUCCCUCGCUGCAUCCCUUACCUCUUGCAGGUCCCAGAGCACGGGGCCGGCGGGCCUGCCUUCUCCCGGCUGCAGACAGCCCACAGCUCCGCGUCCUGUGGUGCUCACCACAGGCGAGGAGAGCCCCGAGUACGUCAAACACCUACACGGCUUUAGAUGGGACUGAGGGAAGCGAGGACGAACAGCUACAGGAUAACAAGGCAAACAGAAGACCAAGCGUCGCCCUCGGGACCUCCAGACCUCUCUCCAAGCGGAGCCCCAAGAGAACAAGUCCCUGUCCUCACCCCGCACCGCACCGGAGCCCCCCAGAGCCGCCCGGCCUCCGGGGAGAGCGCCCGAGCGCGCACAGCCGGCCCGGCCCCGGCACACUGCGCUGGCAGCGACCAGGACAAGGGAAAGAUAUUGAACAGCGUCCCUCGGCGAGGCAGGUCCCGGCACUGCGGGAGCGGCAGCCCGGGACAGGCCCGGCCCGGCCCCCCGGGACCCGCUCCCACGGACAGACUUCCGCGUCAGGGGCCCGUCUGCGCAUGUGCCAGCGGCACCAGCGCCCCCACCCCGCCGGCCGUCCCUGGCUGUACCACUGUGUGCCCAAUGUAUGGGUAGAGGCAAAAGAGGGCAGCGGCUCCAGGCGGUUCUGUGGGCCUCAGUCCCGCCUAGGACUCGUCAGUGAGAAUCCUGUUCUGUUCUCGAGCCUAUGGGUGCCCUCCAAACUCGCUCCUCACCCAGUUCCCGCACGCGAUCCGCCCCAACUUCCCCCGAGGAUGUGCUGUGGUACAUGCCGCUCCCAGCUGAUUCGGUGGCUUGACGAAACCAUCGCGCUUAGGACGGGGGGAGCCACGGUGUCGGAGGGGGGGCACGCAUUGUUGCGCGAAGGGCCGAGCGGCGCUCCGGGGAGGGCGGGCGCGCGCCGCUGUGGCACCGGGGCGGUCACCGGCCCGGUUGGGGGGGCGGUGCCGUCCCACGGAGCUCCGCGUCCCUGUGCCGUCGCGUCUCCGCUCCCCUGCCCGCCCCAUCGGCAGGGUGCGGCCGGGCCCCCCCGCGGCCUCCCCCUCCGCCGCCUCCCCAGUGGUGCCGCCCGGCUCCAGCUGACCGGCCUGGAAUCCCGGCCGGGAGCCGCGCGCCCCCCGCCCGCCGCCGCCCCGCGCCCCGGCCCCACCAUGGGAGACGCCGGCAGCGAGCGCAGCAAGGCGCCCAGCCUGCCCCCGCGCUGCCCCUGCGGCUUCUGGGGGUCCAGCAAGACUAUGAAUCUGUGUUCCAAAUGCUUUGCUGAAAAAAGAAAUCCACACAAUGAAAAAG
Messenger RNA from Zonotrichia albicollis (white-throated sparrow), 1807 nucleotides. NCBI's taxonomy places the organism in Eukaryota, Metazoa, Chordata, Aves, Passeriformes, Passerellidae. The record is from RefSeq and is a predicted model, not a curated record.